Messenger RNA from Jaculus jaculus (lesser Egyptian jerboa), 3335 nucleotides. RefSeq names its product vexin (gene Vxn). The coding region runs from base 362 to 976 and encodes 204 amino acids. Gene Ontology annotation, biological process: neurogenesis; neuron differentiation. The transcript has 6 exons. Lineage: Eukaryota; Metazoa; Chordata; Mammalia; Rodentia; Dipodidae. The record is from RefSeq and is a predicted model, not a curated record.
CCAAGCCCGGCGCUAACCGAGUAGGCGAUUCCACUUCGUCACUUCACAAAAGACUUCCAAAUUCACUGCAGCACACACCGCAAAAUGAAAAUGUUAAGUACAUCCUGGCUGGGGGGAGACGGAAGCCUCUGAGCUCAAUCAAAGGUUUGCAAUAAAAGGAUUCAUUUAAAAAAAAAAAAAAAAAGGACAGAUGGGAUUAGGAAAUGUUGCAGUGGAGACGGGCAUGAGAUGAGCUCACACAGGCAGCCUGUCUUUUGUGGACCGGCACAAUGAUCGGAGAGCCAGACUGAAUCAGGAAACCUCGGGACUCCAGAGAGCAGCCACCAGUCUCUUGGAACUUGGGAGACAGAAGGCUGCGACGAUGCAUCAAAUCUACAGCUGCAGUGAUGAAAACAUAGAAGUUUUCACCACGGUGAUUCCUUCCAAGGUGUCCAGUCCAGCCAGGAGAAGAGUCAAAAGCUCUCAACACCUCUUGACCAAGAAUGUGGUGAUCGAGUCGGAUCUGUUCCCGCCGCGGCCCCUCGAGCUGCUGCCGCACCGCAGCGAGCGCCGGGACGCGGGCGACGGCCGCCGGCUCGGCCGGCUGCAGACGGCGCGGCCGCCCGGGACGCAGCCCGCCAAAAACCCCGCCAGACCCGUGGGGAUUUCUGAAUCGAAAGCAUCGAAUCUGUGUGGGAAUCGAGCAUAUGGAAAAUCGCUGAUUCCUCCAGUGGCCCGAUUCUCUGUGAAGGCUCCAGCUGGGGUGGAGGCAGCAGCCACAGGUCCAGAAAACAGAGCUGUUCUUGGGAGAGGAUCCCGACACCUGAAGAAGAUAGCCGAAGAGUACCCAGCCCUUCCCCAGGGAGCAGAGGCCUCCCUGCCACUGACAGGCAGUGCUUCCUGUGGCGUCCCUGGAAUUCUCCGGAAAAUGUGGGCCAGGCACAAGAAGAAGUCUGACUAUGUGGGAGCCACCAACAGUGCCUUUGAGGCCGACUAAAGGGGUGGCCCUUCCCGGUGCCUCACAUGAGCUGAGGUUUACAGGAUGAGGGAAGAGAACUUGAGGAUUGGAGCUGAGCCACCCUUCCCUUUGCUGGUAGCUGAUCCAGACACAUCCCCCUCCCUCAUUAGCCAACACCCUGAAAGUCAUGGGAGGUUAGAAAGGUUAUUUUCCUGGCCCAUCUGAAAAGCCUCCAAGGAAGGAAGAAGGCAGUUGCUCUGUAGGUCCUGUGACGGUUUCUAAAACGUAUGAUUUCUGGUGCAAAUGUAAAAGCUUGGUUUUGAGGCCCUGGUGAACACAGUGGUUCUUGCUUUCCCCACUUCAUUUUGUCUCACCCUUUGAAGUACAAGAGCGCUGCGUGUUACUUCACAGUUCUGAUGUCUACUCUGCAGCACCAUCACAGCCUGCCUUGAUGGCUGUUUGGCAUGAUUGCAUGUGUUCUCUCUUCUUUUAUGUGCAGUUUUUCUACCGAAAAAUAUCUAAAAAUUAACUGUUACUUUUAAUGUCCUUAUGAAGUGGCACCAUUAACUCGCUUUGGCAAAAUGAAUCUAAAAGUGCUUUCCCAUGCAUUCUCUCUUAUUGUCACAAAACUCCUGUUGAAGAAAGCACAAUUAUUCCCAAUCUAUAGAUGGGAAAAUUGAGGUCUCCAGAUGUUCUGUGACUGACCGUCAGGUAGCAAGACUGGUCAUCAGGUUCUCAACUUCUCUCUAGCAAAUUCCCUCUGUGCUGCUUCUAACAACUGAUUUAAGGAAGUUUUUAAAAAUGGCAGGGCAAACUUUGGAGGGUAGAAUUUGAUAAAGUUGGAACAAGUGAUUCCGAUGAAAUACAUCAUUAUGAAGUGAAUGAGUUAAGUUGGGUGUGAUUGCAAAAGGCCUGUAAUCCCAGCUACUGAAGAGGUUGAGACAGGAAGAUCACACAUCUGACUCCCACCUGGGCAUCUUAGCAAGCCCCUGUCUUAGAAACAAAACAAACAAAACAAAACAAAAAGUAUGUAUUAGAUUAAACCAGAAGAAAUUGCCAGCCUAAUGUAAGUCUGCUUUCCUCCUCUCAGUGGUAAUGCCUUCAGUUCCAUGCUCAACGUUGGUAGCCUUAAAAUAAUCAUAUGAUAAGUAAUGGGAAUUGGGGUUAUCGUUUAUUAAACGUGUACUGUGUACUGAGCAGUCAUAUAAAAUUAUCUUGUUGCUUCUAACAACUCCAGGUUAGGUGGUCUUGUCCGUUGUAUACAUAGACACCAAUUCAAAGAGGCUAAAUGGUUAGUCUGAAGGCACCUAGCAUAUGGGUAUCAGCCUUCAAUAUCUACAUUGUAUCUAUUCCUUCACAUAACAUAGUUCACAAUAGAGAAGAACUAAAGUUAAUAAAGAAUUUUCAUCUCAAAUACUAGAGUCUGUGGAUUGGUAAGAGGCUGCUUGGAGCAGUGUGUGGAGAUGGAAACUUAGGUGUAAGAGUGCAAAGAUGAAUGAGUAACGUCUGCCUGUGGAGGGGUUGGUGUCAUAGGCCUAGUAUAUUUUUCAUUUGUGGCUUAAACUCUGCCUCCAGAAGUCUUGUUUUCUAAUUAACAGGUUUAAAUUUAUCCAACCUUCUUACUGAAAACAGAAAAUUUCUGUGGUAAAAUAUAACCUAAGACUGUUGGAAAUUACCACGUCUUGCCAUACAGAAGAGUUGGAGCAGUCUGUCGCAGACUCCAGUGGUACUUCUGACUGCUGCUCUGUGACCUUUGCUCUUUGAGGUUCCUGCUUCGGACUCUCUAGGUGAAUAGUGAGAAGGCAGGAGGUAGGUCAGAGCUGGGUUUCAUGGCUUCCCUCGUGCUAACUCCUGCUCCUCAACCUCUGGCUUAGACUCUGAGCACCUGGCCAUCCUAUCCAAACAUUGUUUGGCCAGGCAUGGUGGCACCUAUUUUUAAUCCCAGCACUAGAGAGGCUGAGGUAGGUCAGCCUGGGAUACAGUGAGUUCCAGGUCACCCUGGGCUAGAGUAAGACACUACUUCAUGGGAUGGGGGAGGGGGGGCAUACUUUGAAAUACUUUGAAAACUUGGACAACAAGCAGUGUGUUGAUGAGGGGUUUGUCUUACACAGUAUGGAGAGGAGGCUGGGAUCUAGAACAAAAUUAGGGAGCAAACAGGUAAUCUAUGCUGGACUUCACAGAGUCUCCUACAACUAUUUAUGUUAACCUAUUUAACCUACAGUUGAUAUCUGACAUUUUUAUGUCAUGCCUGGAGAUUUAUGUAGAAUGGACCUCACUUAUCUUUAAUUUAAACAUUUUGUGGUGAAUUGUUUGCCUUGUAUAGAACAUCUUAUCAGGCCAACUAAAAUUAAAAUAAAGUAUGCUUUGUUUGUGACAUUAAUAAACCUUGAAGAGUAUA